Hyaloscypha bicolor E is the source of this 1017-nucleotide messenger RNA. RefSeq lists its product as uncharacterized. Bases 1 to 1017 code for a protein of 338 amino acids. NCBI's taxonomy places the organism in Eukaryota, Fungi, Ascomycota, Leotiomycetes, Helotiales, Hyaloscyphaceae. The record is from RefSeq and is a predicted model, not a curated record. Gene Ontology annotation, cellular component: mitochondrial inner membrane. The transcript is spliced from 2 exons.
AUGGCUUUUUCGAUGCGCCAGCCGUUCAGGCUCACCUCUGCUCUGAUGGGAGCUUCAAAGACAGCGUUCAGGUCCCCUGCGAUCCGAUCAUUCCACAGCAAACCCGCCACCAACUUCUUUACUUCACGGACCACCACACCCAUUAACGCUCUCGCGAAAGCUCGCAAUGCCUUCCGACAGUCAAGAAACUAUCAGCAACCUGCUGCGGCAGCUCCAAGCGGUGGAAAUUUGGUUCAAAAGCUUGUCGUUGGAGGGGCAUUGUUUGGAGGAACCCUUGUCGCAAUAAAUCUAGUCUUCAACCGGGAAACUCGAGAAGAUGGAGGAAUGCCACCAUAUGAGCGGGCCUACCUGAACGACACUUUCAUGCACACUGGUCUGGGAAUUGGUAUCAUCGGACUUUCUGCUCGAACUAUGUUUCAAAGCGGGUUCAUGUAUCGAAUGAUGGCGACAAACCCAUGGAUUGUAAUGAUCGGUGGUCUUGGAUUGAGUAUUGGUACAAUGAUGGCAACUAGAGCUACGAGCCUGGACAACUACGUUCAGAAAUACGCUUUCUGGGGAGCUUUCAACGCCACCCAGGGCGCCCUCCUUGCGCCUCUCCUCUUCAUGGCUCCUCCCGCCCUCAUCGCACGCGCCGGUCUCUACACGUUGGCAAUGAUGGGUUCCAUCUCCUUUGUUGGGGCUACUGCUAAGCAAGAGAAAUACCUUUACCUCGGCGGGCCUCUGCUUGCAGGAGUUGCACUCGUCGCUGUCUCUGGAUUCGCUCCACUUGUCCUUCCCGCCACCGCUGUACGAACACUAGCUGUUACCGAGAAUAUCUGGCUUUGGGGAGGUUUGGCAGUCUUCGGAGGCUUCACUCUUUAUGAUGUCCAGAAGGUGCUCAUGCAUGCUCGGUUGGCUGAGCGAGGCAUUAUUCAGAAGGACGCAGUGAACGAGAGUAUUAGCUUGGAGUUGGACUUCCUGAACAUCUUCAUCCGGAUGGUUCAAAUCUUGAUGAUGCAGCAAGGUCGGAGGAAGUAG